AUGAAGUCCAACGGCCUCUUUUCUCUUGUGGUGCUUCUUGCCUUGGGAAUUCUGGCAUCUGGGACUGUGGAAGGUGGUGACCAGAUGCCUUUGAAGGCUGGACUCUGCCCUUCUAGACCCAUGGCCAAGUGCUUUAGAUAUCAGAUACCAGAGUGUAAAAGUGACUGGCAGUGUCCAGGACAUCAGAAAUGCUGUCCUGAUACUUGUGUCAUCAAAUGCCUGGAUCCUGUUGCCGCCCAGGCGUCAGAUAAUAAGCCAGGGAAGUGCCCGGUGGUCAGAGGCCAAUGUAUGAUGCUGAAUCCCCCCAAUUACUGUGAGAAGGACAGUCAGUGCCAGGAUGACUUCAAGUGCUGCAUGGGCAUGUGUGGGAAAAUCUGUGUGGCCCCCGUGAAAGCAUAA
Messenger RNA from Chrysochloris asiatica (Cape golden mole), 399 nucleotides. It is a transcript of the gene SLPI, whose product is annotated as secretory leukocyte peptidase inhibitor. The record is from RefSeq and is a predicted model, not a curated record. The transcript is spliced from 4 exons. Gene Ontology annotation, cellular component: extracellular region. Lineage: Eukaryota; Metazoa; Chordata; Mammalia; Afrosoricida; Chrysochloridae. The coding region runs from base 1 to 399 and encodes 132 amino acids. Gene Ontology annotation, molecular function: peptidase inhibitor activity. Gene Ontology annotation, biological process: antibacterial humoral response; innate immune response.